AACGCAUGGGUUGCCUUGUCGGAGAUUUUAACAAACAUUCUGAACGACGCAAAUCUUGAAAAAACGUGCUUGAUCAUCGACGCGCUCGAUGAGUGCACUAUAGACUUGCCAGAGCUACUAGACUUUAUCGCUCGGAACUCUUCGAAGUCGCCACGCGUCAAAUGGAUCGUCUCGAGCCGUAAUCAGCCAGAUAUUGAGGAAGGGCUAGAGAAGCCUAGCCAAGAAGGGAAGCUGAGUCUUGAGCUCAACGCAAAGUGGGUCUCGCAGGCCGUCGACACCUUCAUCAGUCAUAAGGUUACCCAGCUGGCACGAAAUAAAGGAUACGACCGGGAGACUACACAAGCCGUCCGGGAACAUCUAAAAAAAAAUGCGAACGACACCUUUCUUUGGGUGGCAUUGGUAUGUCAAGAACUCGGAACGGUUCCGGCAUGGAAAGCCAACAACGUGGUUGGAAGCUUUCCAAGGGGGCUCGACGAUCUAUACGCACAAAUGAUGCGGCAGAUCAAUGCCUCGGAUGACGUUUUCAUCUACAAGCAGAUAUUAGCUUCGGUCGCGAUCGUGUAUCGACCAGUCACGAUUAAAGAGUUAACUUCUCUCGUAACGCAGCUUCAAGGCCCAGCUAGGUAUCCGGGUGCACUGCAGGAUAUCCUUAGCUCCUGCGGAUCAUUCCUUACUGUGCGAGAAGAAACUGUUUACUUUGUGCACCAAUCGGCGAAAGAUUUUCUACUGACGAAACCAUCUCCUGAGACACCCAACGGAGCAUUCGAUGAGCUAUUCCCCUCUGGGAAACCUAAAGCCCAUCACUCGAUUUUUUCUAGGUCCCUCGAUGUCAUGUCCGGAACAUUACGCCGAGACAUGUACGAUCUGAAAGAGUUAGGGUAUCCUGCGGAGCAGAUUAGACAGCCUAAUCCAGACCCGUUAGCAGCGUCGCGCUACGCGUGUUUUUACUGGAUCGAUCACCUCAUCGAUUCUGACCUCAACGUUUUAUCUGAACAUGCAACAACUCUCCAGGACGGAGGCUCUGUUGAUACAUUUCUAACGCAGAAGUAUCUCUACUGGCUGGAAAGUCUUAGCCUUUUCAAGGACAUGUCCAAGGGAAUUGAUUCUAUAACGAAGCUGGAGAAGCUGGUCCAGAAAACGUCAAAUUCAGUUAAGCUUAUCCGCUUCAGGCAUAUGCGUCUGCACUCCUAUUCAGCCCAGAAGGUAGCAUAAUCAGACGCCUUUUCAAGGAAGAAGAGCCGAGGUGGGCAACAAUAAAACCGGCCGUUGGCAAUGUAUGGAGUGCUUGCCUGCAGACGCUCGAGGGCCAUAGCG
This is a messenger RNA of Aplosporella prunicola CBS 121167, 1314 nucleotides long. RefSeq lists its product as uncharacterized. The annotation marks the transcript as partial. Lineage: Eukaryota; Fungi; Ascomycota; Dothideomycetes; Botryosphaeriales; Aplosporellaceae. The transcript is spliced from 3 exons. The record is from RefSeq and is a predicted model, not a curated record.